UACCGCACACCGGAGACAACAACCGACAAGCCACACCGACCGACAGGUAGGUAGAGACUGACAGGAGCCCGGGGAGCGUCCUGAGAGAGACUUGGGGACAGAGCACCGAGCAGCGGAUCCACACCAAGAACCCAGUUCCCCUCCGCACGACACACACACCGGGACUCCACCGGAGAGGAUCCAUCGGGCAUCACCAGCCCCCCGUGUCCCGGUGCUGCUGACGGUUACUAUGCUCUCCCCCCGGUGAUCACAUCCCUCCGCAGCCCUCAGGAGGAGGGUGGUCUCAGGUCCGGUUCUGGAGGCCCGUCCUCUGAUGUGAACCCGCAGCACCAUGCAGGCGGUCCCGCUGCAGUACGACUUCUUCAGCGAGGAGAACAGCCCCAAAUGGAGAGGCCUGCUGGUGUCCUCACUGGAGAAGGUGCUCCACCAGGUGCAUCCCAACCUGGUGUCUCAGCUCGGGGCUCUGCAGUACAUCGAGGAACUGAUCCUGCUGCUGCUCAGCACGCUGUGUCAGGCCCAGCCACGCAGCGUGCAGGACGUGGAGGAACGCGUUCAGAAGAGCUUCCCUCACCCCAUCGAUAAGUGGGCUAUCGCUGAUGCUCAGGCGGCCAUCGAGAAGAGGAAGAGGAGGAACCCUCUAGCACUUCCUGUGGAGAAGAUCCACCCCCUGCUGAGGGAGGUGCUAGGCUACAAGGUGGACCACCAGGUGUCGGUGUACCUGGUGGCCGUGCUGGAGUACAUCUCUGCGGACAUCCUGAAGCUGGCAGGAAACUACGUGAGGAACAUCCGGCACUACGAGAUCUGCCAGCAGGACAUCACUGUGGCCAUGUGUGCAGACAAGGUCCUGAUGGACAUGUUCCACCAGGACGAGGAGGACGUCAGUGUGUUUCCUCUGAUGGACGAGGAGCCGUCAGCCAAUGAGGAGCAGAGUUACUACGAUCUGGUGAGGAGCUUCCUGUCAGACGGCCGCACGUUUGAGAGGACGCUCAACCUGCUGAUCAAGGUGUUCAGAGAGCCGUUCACCUGCAGCGCCCGCCUCUACUCCCCCCACGACGUGGACAGCAUCUUCUCCAGGAUCCUGGACGUACACGAGGUCACGGUGAAGCUGCUGGGUCUCAUCGAGGACUCGAUGGAAAUGACGGACGAGGACAGCCCUCACCCCCUGGUGGGGAGCUGCUUCGAGGACCUGGCAGAGGAGCUGGCCUUCGAUCCCUACGAGUCUUACGCUCAGGACAUCCUGCGCUCCGGCUUCCACGAACACUUCCUGAGUCAGGUCUCAAAACCAGGAGCUGCCAUCCACCUGCAGACGAUCUGUGAAGGGUUUAAAGAAGCCGUUCAGUAUGUCCUGCCCAGAAUGCUGCUCACUCCUGUCUACCACUGUCUGCACCUGUUUGAGAUCCUCAAGCUCCUGGAGGAGAAGAGUGAGGAGGAGGAAGAUAAGGAGUGUCUGAAGCAGGCCAUCACUGCACUGCUGAACCUGCAGAGCAGCAUGGAGAGGAUCUGCAGCAGGAGCCUGAACAAGAGGAGGCUGAGUGAGUCUGCGUGCCGGUUCUACAGCCAUCAGAUGAAGGGGAAGCAUCUGGCCAUCAAGAAGAUGAACGAGAUCCAGAAGAACAUCGACGGUUGGGAGGGGAAAGACAUCGGUCAGUGCUGCAACGAGUUCAUUAUGGAGGGAACGCUGACCCGCGUUGGCGCCAAACACGAGCGCCACAUCUUCCUGUUCGACGGCCUGAUGAUCUGCUGCAAGUCGAACCACGGGCCACCACGGCUGCCUGGGGCCGGAUCCCCUGCCGAGUACCGGCUGAAGGAGAAGUUCUUCAUGCGCAAAGUCCAGAUUAACGACAAGGAUGACAAGGAGGGCGAGUACCGGCACGCGUUCGAGAUCAUCCUGAAGGACGGCAACAGCGUGGUGUUCUCCGCCAAGUCUGCGGAAGAGAAGAACGGCUGGAUGGCGGCACUGAUCUCGCUGCAGUACCGCAGCACUCUCGAGCGCAUGCUGGACUCAGCGCUGCUGCAGGAGGACAAGGAGGAGGCGGUGCGGCUGCCAGGCCCCGAGCUGUACCGCUUCGCCCAGCCUGACUCUGAGGAGAACGUUGUGUUCGAGGAGAACGUGCAGUCCAAGUCUGGCAUCCCCGUCGUGAAGGCCGGGACGGUACUGAAGCUCAUUGAGAGGCUGACCUUCCACAUGUAUGCCGAUCCCAACUUCGUGCGGACGUUCCUGACGACUUACCGAUCGUUUUGUAAACCUCAGGAGCUGCUGGACCUGCUCAUGGAGAGGUUUGAGAUCCCGGAGCCGAGGCCCAGCGAGGAUCACCUGGAGGGGGCGGAGCCUCCGCUCAGCGCUGAGCUCAAACGUUUCCGGAAAGAGUUCGUCCAGCCCGUGCAGCUCAGGGUUUUGAAUGUGUGUCGUCACUGGGUGGAACAUCACUUUUACGACUUUGAGAGAGACGCUCACCUGCUGCGCCGCCUCGAGGAGUUCAUCGCCUCCGUCAGAGGUAAGGCAAUGAGGAAGUGGGUGGAGUCGAUCACUAAGAUCAUCCAGAGGAAGAAGCAGGUCCAGGUGAGCGUCCCGAGUCACAGCAUCACCUUCCAGAACUCCCCGCCCCCUAUUGAGUGGCACACCUGCAAACCAGGAAACAGUGAGCAAUUCGACCUGAUGACACUGCACCCCAUCGAGAUUGCCCGGCAGCUCACCUUGCUCGAGUCCGACCUGUACAGGGCGGUGCAGCCCUCCGAACUGGUUGGCAGUGUUUGGACUAAAGAGGACAAAGAGCUUCACUCCCCCAACCUGCUGAGGAUGAUCCGACACACCACCAACCUCACCCUGUGGCUGGAGAAGUGCAUAGUGGAGACGGAGAACCUGGAGGAACGUGUUGCUGUGGUUUCGCGGAUCAUCGAGAUCCUGCAGGUGUUCCAGGAGCUCAACAACUUCAACGGAGUCCUGGAGGUGGUCAGCGCCAUGAACUCGUCCCCGGUCUACAGGCUGGAUCACACCUUCGAGCAAAUCCCGAGCCGGCAGAGGAAGAUCCUGGAGGAGGCCCACGAGCUGAGCGAAGACCACUACAAGAAGUACCUAGCCAAGCUGCGCUCCAUCAACCCCCCCUGCGUGCCCUUCUUUGGAAUCUACCUGACUAACAUCCUGAAGACGGAGGAGGGGAACCCCGACUUCCUGCGCCGCCAUGGAAAAGACCUGAUCAACUUCAGCAAGAGGAGGAAGGUGGCCGAGAUCACGGGGGAGAUCCAGCAGUACCAGAACCAGCCAUACUGCCUGAGGGGGGAGCCCGACAUCCGGAAGUUCUUCGAGAACCUGAACCCCAUGGAGGACAUGUCGGAGAAAGACUUCGCCGAUCACCUGUUCAACAAGUCCCUGGAGAUCGAACCCCGGAACGUCCGCUCGUUACCGCGGUUUGUGAAGAGGUAUUCCUGCCCUCUGAAGUCCCCGGGGAUCCGCCCCUCACCCCCACGCCCCGGAACCAUGCGACACCCGACACCACUACAGAACGAGCCGCGCAAGAUCAGCUACAGCCGUAUCCCUGACAACGAUGGGGAAGGGGGGGCUGUCUCUGCCCCCAACUCCCCCCGCACCCCCCUCAGUCCCCCCCCGGCAUCCGCAUCGAGCUGCACCGACGCAGGGAGUGUGUUCGACUCCCCGCAGGGAAGCAGCCCCUUCCACUCACGGUCCUCCUCCGUCUCCUCCAUAGUGAGCUUCAGUCGGGGGGAGGAGUCUGUCCCCCCCCCUGUUCCCCCCCGCAGACGUCCGGACUCAGCCCCCGCUGACUCCUCCCCCUCCAAGAUGAUGUCGAUCCUGGACAGCCCCCCUGCUGUGCCCCCUCGUCAGCCUACCUGUAAGCUCCUCCCCACUCGUUACUCAUCGCUGUCGUCCUCCCCCCCAGACAGCCCACCCUCCCUGCCCCCCCGGGAGCCUCUGAACUCCCCCCUACACCUCCUCCCCCCCCCACAGGGACGCCCCCGCUGUGACCUGCAGACCUUCUUCCCCCCCUCCUCCUCCUCACCUUCGAUUGGCUCUGCCUCCAUCUGCUCCUCGCCCCCACUCCCUCCUCCCACCCCGGUCACCCCAAGUCCCGCCUCCAGAAAAAUGCCCCUCCCAUCUCCGCCUCUCCCUCCCCUCCCUCUAGACGGCCCCCCCGUGCCCCCCCGACACAGCGUCCCCCAGCUUCCUCCCAAGACCUAUAAGAGGGAGUCUCUGAGCCACGCCCCCUUGCUGGACCCCGCGCUGUGAUCGGUUGGCCUGCGGUUGGGGCGGGGCUAACACUACAGCUGACUGGAUCGGAACAAACAGUGGAUGUAAAGCCGACAGGGGGUUCUGAUCCGGUCUGGACUGAGAACAGAUACUAAAGAUCAUGUGCUCUUAUUCUGAAAAACAAACUGAUAAUGUGCUCUUAUUCUGAAAAACAAACUGAUAAUGUGCUCUUAUUCUGAAAAACAAACUGAUUGUGGCCUCCAGCUGCAGAACUCUGCAGAACCUCGGAGAACAUUCGUCUGUCUGUGUUCAUGUCUGUGCGUUGAACAGGGAGGAUUGUGGGUAACGUAGUGCUGCAGCCUUCAGGUACCAACAGGUACUGAUGGACCUCUGAUUGUUCAUGAAGUACUCUUUAAAACAGCAAGGGAAUAAACGUGUUUGUACCACUGAGCCUGGAGACAACAGCAAA
Molecule: messenger RNA, 4670 nt
Organism: Eleginops maclovinus (Patagonian blennie)
Lineage: Eukaryota; Metazoa; Chordata; Actinopteri; Perciformes; Eleginopidae
Product: son of sevenless homolog 1-like
Biological process (GO): positive regulation of GTPase activity; Ras protein signal transduction
Cellular component (GO): nucleosome; plasma membrane
Molecular function (GO): protein heterodimerization activity; DNA binding; structural constituent of chromatin
Source: RefSeq, a predicted model, not a curated record